AUGGCGUGCACCUCUCCCACAACCACUCCGGCCGCGGUUGACGACGACGCCUAUCGACCUCAGAGGCGCACGCAGAAGAGAAAGCGGGUGCGGAAGAACGAUGGUCGAUUGAAGAGGCCCAUCAACAGCUUCCUCCUCUUCGCCAAGGAGUACCGACCGGCCCUGCUCAACGAACACGGCCGGCUCAACAACCAGCAGGUCUCAAAGCUACUCGGGGUCAAGUGGAAGUCCAUGACCGAAGAUGAAAAGGCCCCCUACACCCGCGAGGCCGAGGCCAUCCACACCAAGUUCAUGCUCGACCACCCCGACUUCUCGUGGCACGGCGACAAAGAUCACCACAACUCCACCACCUCCAACAACAAGGAGCGCAAGGCCUCCUCGGCCGCGGCGGGGUCCAAGAAGCGCAGCCGCACCUCGUCGACCUGCGCCGAGCCCGGGCCGCGCCCGGCGGCCUGGGAAUCUCUGUCACCUUCUCCCGAAUUCGACGUCAACUCGCGCAGGGCCAGCGAGGGGGACCUCUUCGACUCCCUCAUGCGGCUCAACCACCCCCACAAGUACCUCUCCACACCGCUCCUGUCGCCGCACCACGACCAGUUCGAGGCCCUGGGCGCGGUAGGCCACCACCACCCCUCGUCGGACGACGCCCAGUACUCGCCCGCCUCUUGUUCGACGCCGUCCCCUGGGUUUUCGCUCGGCUGCGACCCUGGCGCCAGGGCGAACAUCACAGCCUGCGGUGAGGAGGUGGAGGUGCUCCAACGUGGAGCGCUGGCGGAGCGGCCCUUCACGGUGUGGAGCGACCACAAGCCGGCCCCGGUCGGGUUCAAGGUGGUCUACGUUCCGCUGCUGGUGCCGGACCCCACCACCGACCCGGGUCCCGUGGAGGAGCCGUUCGGUUCGCCCCCGUCGGCGCUGCGGCUUACAGGAGUGUCGGAGCCGCGGUGUGCAGAGGCCACGGGCUAUGAUCUCGGCGAGCAGCUGACCACAGACGACAUCAGUGAACUCAUGCAGUGCCUGCACGAUCUCGACUCUCACACAUCAACGGAUCCAACCUCGGCCGACGAGGCUCUAUCGUCACUAUUCUUCGGCGAUGGUCCAGACUUCUCCACCAACCUAGGGAUGCACUUUCCAAGCUGA
Acanthamoeba castellanii str. Neff is the source of this 1134-nucleotide messenger RNA. RefSeq names its product HMG (high mobility group) box domain containing protein. The transcript has a single exon. Lineage: Eukaryota; Discosea; Longamoebia; Acanthamoebidae. The record is from RefSeq and is a predicted model, not a curated record. The coding region runs from base 1 to 1134 and encodes 377 amino acids. Gene Ontology annotation, biological process: cell differentiation; regulation of DNA-templated transcription; anatomical structure morphogenesis. Gene Ontology annotation, molecular function: DNA-binding transcription factor activity, RNA polymerase II-specific; RNA polymerase II cis-regulatory region sequence-specific DNA binding.